GCCCCGAGCGGGGCUCGCCGCCUGCAGCAGCCGCAGCACCGCGACCUCGGGCCCCGUGAGGGCUAUGGCUGUGCCCUGGGGCUGAGCGCGCAGGCUGUGUGACAGAUUCCCGAGGAGAAAGACUGAGGAGAAGAGAGGAAGGAGGGGCGGGCUCCUGGCAAGGCAUUGGCUCCUGAAUUGAGUCCUGCAGAAGAUGGAAAAGGAGGAGGAGACGACCCGGGAGCUGCUGCUGCCCAACUGGCAGGGCAGCGGCUCCCACGGGCUGACCAUCGCCCAGAGGGACGACGGCGUCUUUGUGCAGGAGGUGAUGCAGAACUCCCCUGCGGCCCGCACUGGGGUGGUCAAGGAGGGGGACCAGAUUGUGGGUGCCACCAUCUACUUUGACAACCUGCAGUCAGGCGAGGUGACCCAGCUGCUGAACACCAUGGGGCACCACACCGUGGGCCUGAAGCUGCACCGCAAGGGGGACCGCUCCCCUGAGCCUGGCCAGACCUGGACCCAUGAAGUCUUCACCUCCCGCACCUCCGAAGUGGUUCUGAGCGGGGAUGAUGAGGAGUACCAGCGCAUCUACACCACGAAGAUCAAGCCUCGGCUGAAGUCGGAGGAUGGAGUGGAAGGGGAUCCUGGGGAGACCCAGAGCCGGACCAUCACGGUGACUAGAAGGGUCACGGCCUACACUGUGGAUGUGACGGGUCGGGAAGGAGCCAAGGACAUUGACAUCAGCAGCCCUGAGUUCAAGAUCAAGAUUCCACGGCAUGAACUGACGGAAAUCUCCACCGUGGGCGUGGAGACCCAGCCUGGGAAGACAGUGAUCAGAUUGCCCUCGGGCUCGGGGGCAGUGUCGCCAACCGCAGGCUCUGCUGUGGACAUCCGAGCAGGGUCCAUUUCUGCUUCGGGACCAGAGUUCCAAGGUGCUGGCCACUCGAAGCUCCAGGUCACCGUGCCUGGGAUAAAGGUGGGAAGCCCAGGUGUCAGUGUCAGUGCAAAGGGCUUUGAUUUGGGUGGCAAAGGAGGGGUCCAAGUUCCAGGAGUGGACAUUUCAUCUUCUCUUGGGGGUGGGGCAGUAGAGGUGCAGGGCUUAUCCCUUGAGAGUGGUAGUAAUGGGAAAAUUAAAAUUCCCACCAUGAAGAUGCCAAAAUUUGGUGUCUCAGCAGGACCUGUUGAGGGCCAGGCACCAGAGGCAGGGUUGAGUGUUUCUGCACCUGAAUUCUCUGUGGGGCACAAGGGCAGCAAGCCAGGCUUGACCAUCGACGGGAACAUCCAGGCUCCUCAGCUAGAAGUCAGUGCUCCCUCUCUCAGUGUUGAGGGGCUUGAGGGGAAGCUGAAGGGCCCCCAAAUCACUGGGCCAUCACUUGAGGGUAACCUAGGCCUGAAAGGUGCCAAGCCACAGGGGAGCAUAGGGGUGGACAUCUCUGCUCCCAAAAUCGAGGGCGGCAUCCCUUGCCCCAGUGUGGAAGUUCGAGCCCCUGACGUUGAUAUUCAUGGGCGUGGAGGCAAACUGAAUAUGCCCAAGAUAAAAGUCCCCAAAUUCUCUGCAUCAGGUUCUGAGAGAGAGGGAGCUGGCAUUGAUGUGACACUGCCCACAGGUGAAGUGACUCUUCCGGGGGUCUCUGGGGACAUCAGCCUGCCUGAGGUUGUUCCUGGGGGGCUGGAAGGGAAGAUAAAGGGUCCUAAAGUCAAGAGUCCUGAAAUGAUUGUUCAGAAACCUAAAAUCUCCAUGCAGGAUGUGGAUCUGAGCCUUGGGUCCCCUAAACUGAAAGGAGAUGUUCACAUUUCUGCUCCUGGGGUGCAAGGUGAUGUUAAAGGCCCUCAAGUGGCAGUUAAAGGCUCCAAAGUAGACAUCAAGACACCCAGCCUAGAGGGGACCCUGACAGGACCCAAGCUUAGUGGUCCUUCUGGGCAAACAGGAACCUGCAGGAUUUCUAUGGCAGAAGUAGACUUAAAUGUGGCUGCACCUAAAGUGAAAGGGGGUGUAGAUGUCGCAGUCCCAAAAGUAGAAGGGAAAGUCAGAGUCCCUGAAGUUGAUGUCAGAGGCCCCAAAGUGGAGGUCAGUGCCCCAGAUGUGGAUGUUCACGGCCCAGAAUGGAACCUGAAAAUGCCCAAGAUGAAAAUGCCCAAGUUCAGCACUCCAGGAAUCAAAGGAGAAGGCCCAGAUGUAGACGUGAAUCUACCCAAAGGAGAUAUCAGUAUUUCAGGGCCCAAGGUCAAUGUGGAAGCCCCAAAUGUCAACAUAGGGGACCUGGGGGGCAAACUUAAAGGCCCUGACAUUAAGCUGCCUGAAGUGAGUGUGAAGACACCAAAGAUCUCCAUGCCUGAUGUAGAUUUGCAUGUUAAAGGCACAAAAGUAAAAGGAGAGUGUGAUGUAACAGUACCAAAACUUGAAGGAGAACUGAAAGGCCCCCAGCUGGACAUUGAUGCACCAGAUGUGGAUGUUCACGGUCCAGACUGGCAUCUGAAAAUGCCUAAAAUGAAAAUGCCCAAAUUCAGUGUUCCGGGGUUCAAAGCAGAAGGCCCAGAAGUGGACGUGAACCUGCCCAAGCCUGAUGUGGACAUUUCCGGGCCCAGGGUAGAUGUUAGUGCUCCGGAUGUGAGCAUUGAGGGACCAGAAGGGAAAUUGAAAGGACCCAAGUUUAAGAUGCCUGAGAUGAAUAUCAAAACCCCCAAGAUCUCCAUGCCAGAUGUGGACUUACAUUUGAAAGGCCCUGGAGCAAGAGGAGAAUAUGACAUCACAGUGCCAAAGGUUGAAGGUGAGAUUAAAGUUUCUGAUGUUGAACUUAAAAGUGCCAAAAUGGACAUUGAUGCUCCAGAUGUGGAUGUUCAUGGCCCGGACUGGCACCUGAAGAUGCCCAAAGUGAAAAUGCCCAAGUUCAGCAUGCCUGGCUUCAAAGGAGAGGGCCCAGGAGUGGAUGUGAACCUGCCGAAAGCUGACAUUGACGUCUCAGGACCCAAGGUGGACGUUGAAGUUCCAGAUGUGAAUAUUGAAGGACUUGAAGGAAAACUGAAGGGUCCCAAGUUUAAGAUGCCUGAGAUGAAUAUCAAGGCCCCGAAGAUCUCCAUGCCUGAUAUGGAUUUGCAUAUGAAAGGUCCCAAGGUAAAGGGAGAAUCUGAUGUUACAGUGCCAAAGCUGGAAGGGGACCUGAAAGGGCCUCAAGUAGACGUCAGUGCCUCAGAUGUUGAAGUUCAUGGUCCUGAUUGGAACCUAAAGAUGCCCAAGAUGAAAAUGCCCAAAUUUACCAUGCCCAACCUCAAAGGAGAGGGCCCAGAAUUGGAUGUGAACUUACCCAAGGCCGAUGUGGACAUUUCUGCACCCAAGGUAGAUAUUAGUGCUCCAGAUCUGAGUCUUGAAGGACCAGAAGGGAAGUUGAAGGGUCCCAAGUUUAAGAUGCCUGAGAUGCACUUCAAAGCUCCUACGAUGAGUCUGCCAGAUGUUGACCUGGAUCUUAAAGGACCCAAAAUGAAAGGAAAUCUGGAUGUGUCUGCACCAAAGAUAGAAGGUGAGAUGAAAGUUCCAGAUGUGGACAUGAAAGGCCCUAAGGUAGAUAUUAAGGCACCAGAUGUGGAAGUUCAAGGUACAGACUGGAGCCUAAAAAUGCCCAAGAUGAAAAUGCCUAAAUUCAGCAUGCCCAGCUUCAAAGGUCAGGGCCCAGAUGUGGAUGUGAACCUGCCCAAAGCUGACAUUGACAUCACUGGACCCAAGGUUGACAUUGAAGCCCCAGAUGUGAGCCUUGAGGGACCAGAAGGGACGCUGAAGGGUCCCAAGUUUAAGAUGCCUGAGAUGAACUUCAAGGCCCCCAAGAUCUCCAUGCCUGAUGUAGACUUGCACUUGAAAGGCCCCAAAGUCAAAGGGGAUAUGGAUGUGUCUGUUCCCAAGAUAGAAGGUGAAAUGAAAGUGCCAGAUGUUGACAUCAAAGGGCCCAAAGUGGAUGUUGAUGUCCCAGAUGUGGACGUUCAUGGCCCGGACUGGCACUUGAAAAUGCCCAAGAUGAAAAUGCCCAAGUUCAGUGUGCCUGGCUUCAAAGCAGAGGGUCCAGAAGUGGAUGUGAACCUGCCCAAGGCUGAUAUUGAUGUCUCUGGACCCAAGGUUGAUAUUGAAGCCCCAGAUGUGAGCCUCGAGGGACCAGAAGGGAAGCUGAAGGGUCCCAAGUUUAAGAUGCCUGAGAUGCACUUCAAGGCUCCCAAGAUCUCCAUGCCUGAUGUGAACCUGAAUCUUAAGGGGCCAAGACUAAAGGGAGAUGCAGAUGUGUCUUUGCCUGAUGUAGAAGGUGACAUAAAAGUGCCAGAUGUUGACAUUAAAGGGCCCAAAGUUGACAUCAGUGCUCCAGAUGUUGAUGCUCAUGGCCCAGACUGGCACCUGAAGAUGCCCAAGGUGAAAAUGCCCAAGUUCAGCAUGCCUGGUUUCAAAGGAGAGGGCCCAGAAGUGGAUGUGAACCUGCCCAAGGCUGACAUUGAUGUCUCAGGACCCAAGGUGGACAUUGAUAUUCCAGAUGUGAACAUUGAGGGUCCAGAUGCAAAACUAAAAGGUCCUAAAUUUAAGAUGCCAGAAAUGAAUAUAAAGCCUCAAAAGAUAUCCAUGCCAGAUGUUGAUUUGCAUUUGAAAGGUCCUAAAAUGAAAGGAGAUUAUGAUGUUACAGUUCCAAAAGUAGAAGGAGAGAUAAAACCUCCUGAUGUUGACAUCAAAAGUCCUAAAGUGGACAUUAAUGCCCCAGAGGUGGGAGUUCAUGGCCCAGACUGGCACCUGAAGAUGCCCAAAGUGAAAAUGCCCAAGUUCAGCAUGCCUGGCUUCAAAGGAGAGGGCCCAGAAGUGGAUGUGAAUCUGCCCAAGGCUGACAUUGAUGUUUCAGGGCCCAAGGUGGACAUUGAUGCUCCAGAUGUGAGCAUCGAAGGUCCAGAGGGGAAACUAAAGGGUCCCAAAUUCAAGAUGCCAAGCAUGAGUAUACAGACACACAAAAUCUCUAUGCCUGAUGUUGGACUAAAUCUGAAAGCCCCUAAACUAAAAACUGAUGCAGAUGUUUCUCUUCCCAAAGUGGAAGGAGACUUGAAAGGUCCUGAAAUUGAUGUGAAAGCCCCUAAGAUGGAUGUGGAUGUUGGUGAUAUUGACAUUGAAUGUCCAGAAGGAAAGAUGAAAGGCCCCAAAUUUAAGAUGCCAGACAUGCACUUCAAGGCCCCCAAGAUCUCCAUGCCUGAUGUGGACUUACAUUUGAAAGGCCCCAAAGUCAGAGGGGAUGUGGAUGUGUCUGUUCCCAAGGUAGAAGGUGAAAUGAAAGUGCCAGAUGUUGACGUUAAAGGACCCAAAGUGGACAUUGAUGUCCCAGACGUGGACGUUCAUGGCCCAGACUGGCACCUGAAGAUGCCCAAGGUGAAAAUGCCCAAGUUCAGCAUGCCAGGCUUCAAAGGAGAGGGCCCAGAAGUGGAUGUGAACUUACCAAAGGCUGACAUUAAUGUUUCUGGCCCCAAAAUGGACAUUGAUGCUCCUGAUUUGGAUGUUGAGGGACCAGAAGGAAAAUUAAAAGGCUCUAAAUUUAAGAUGCCCAAGUUGAAUAUCAAAACUUCCAAAAUAUCUAUGCCAGAUGUGGACUUGAAUUUGAAGGGACCCAAACUGAAAGGAGAGAUAGAUGCUUCCGUGCCAGAACUAGAAGGUGAUCUCAGAGGUCCGCAAGUUGAUAUCAAAGGCCCCAGUGUGGAUGUGGAGGUGCCUGACGUUGAUCUGGAAUGUCCAGAUGCAAAGUUGAAAGGCCCCAAGUUUAAGAUGCCAGACAUGCACUUCAAGACCCCCAAGAUCUCCAUGCCUGAUGUACACUUGAAGGGCCCCAAAGUGAAAGGGAAUGUCGAUGUGUCGGUGCCAAAAUUGGAGGGAGAUUUGAAAGGCCCCAGUGUAGAUAUGGAGGUGCCUGAUGUUGAUCUGGAAUGUCCUGAUGCAAAGUUGAAAGGCCCCAAGUUUAAGAUGCCAGACAUGCAUUUCAAGGCCCCCAAGAUCUCCAUGCCUGAUGUGGACUUACACUUGAAAGGCCCCAAAGUCAAAGGGGAUAUGGACGUGUCUGUUCCUAAGAUAGAAGGUGAAAUGAAAGUGCCAGAUGUGGGCAUUAAAGGCCCCAAAGUUGACAUCGAUGCCCCAGAUGUGGAUGUUCAUGGCCCGGACUGGCACUUGAAAAUGCCCAAGAUGAAAAUGCCCAAGUUCAGCAUGCCUGGCUUCAAAGCAGAGGGCCCAGAAGUGGAUGUGAACCUGCCCAAGGCUGACAUUGACAUCUCUGGACCCAAGGUUGACGUUGAAGCCCCAGAUGUGAGCCUUGAGGGACCAGAAGCGAAGCUGAAGGGUCCCAAGUUUAAGAUGCCUGAGAUGCACUUCAAGGCCCCCAAGAUCUCCAUGCCUGAUGUCGACUUACACUUGAAAGGCCCCAAAGUCAAAGGGGAUAUGGAUGUGUCUGUGCCAAAAUUGGAAGGAGAUUUGAAAGGCCCCAGUGUGGAUGUGGAGGUGCCUGAUGUUGAUCUGGAAUGUCCUGAUGCAAAGUUGAAAGGCCCCAAGUUUAAGAUGCCAGACAUGCAUUUCAAGGCCCCCAAGAUCUCCAUGCCUGAUGUGGACUUACACUUGAAAGGCCCCAAAGUCAAAGGGGAUAUGGAUGUGUCUGUUCCCAAGGUAGAAGGUGAAAUGAAAGUGCCAGAUGUGGGCAUUAAAGGGCCCAAAGUUGACAUCGAUGCCCCAGAUGUGGAUGUUCAUGGCCCGGACUGGCACCUGAAAAUGCCCAAGAUGAAAAUGCCCAAGUUCAGCAUGCCUGGCUUCAAAGCAGAGGGCCCAGAAGUGGAUGUGAACCUGCCCACGGCUGACAUUGACAUCUCUGGACCCAAGGUUGACGUUGAAGCCCCAGAUGUGAGCCUUGAGGGACCAGAAGCGAAGCUGAAGGGUCCCAAGUUUAAGAUGCCUGAGAUGCACUUCAAGACCCCCAAGAUCUCCAUGCCUGAUGUAGACUUACACUUGAAAGGCCCCAAAGUCAAAGGGGAUAUGGAUGUGUCUGUGCCAAAAUUGGAAGGAGAUUUGAAAGGCCCCAGUGUGGAUGUGGAGGUGCCUGAUGUUGAUCUGGAAUGUCCUGAUGCAAAGUUGAAAGGCCCCAAGUUUAAGAUGCCAGACAUGCAUUUCAAGGCCCCCAAGAUCUCCAUGCCUGAUGUGGACUUACACUUGAAAGGCCCCAAAGUCAAAGGGGAUAUGGAUGUGUCUGUUCCCAAGGUAGAAGGUGAAAUGAAAGUGCCAGAUGUGGGCAUUAAAGGGCCCAAAGUUGACAUCGAUGCCCCAGAUGUGGAUGUUCAUGGCCCGGACUGGCACUUGAAAAUGCCCAAGAUGAAAAUGCCCAAGUUCAGCAUGCCUGGCUUCAAAGCAGAGGGCCCAGAAGUGGAUGUGAACCUGCCCAAGGCUGACAUUGACAUCUCUGGACCCAAGGUUGACAUUGAAGCCCCAGAUGUGAGCCUUGAGGGACCAGAAGGGAAGCUGAAGGGUCCCAAGUUUAAGAUGCCUGAGAUGCACUUCAAGACCCCCAAGAUCUCCAUGCCUGAUGUAGACUUACACUUGAAAGGCCCCAAAGUCAAAGGGGAUAUGGAUGUGUCUGUGCCAAAAUUGGAAGGAGAUUUGAAAGGCCCCAGUGUGGAUGUGGAGGUGCCUGAUGUUGAUCUGGAAUGUCCUGAUGCAAAGUUGAAAGGCCCCAAGUUUAAGAUGCCAGACAUGCAUUUCAAGGCCCCCAAGAUCUCCAUGCCUGAUGUGGACUUACACUUGAAAGGCCCCAAAGUCAAAGGGGAUAUGGACGUGUCUGUUCCUAAGAUAGAAGGUGAAAUGAAAGUGCCAGAUGUGGGCAUUAAAGGCCCCAAAGUUGACAUUGAUGCCCCAGAUGUGGAUGUUCAUGGCCCGGACUGGCACCUGAAAAUGCCCAAGAUGAAAAUGCCCAAGUUCAGCAUGCCUGGCUUCAAAGCAGAAGGCCCGGAAGUGGAUGUGAAUCUGCCCAAAGCUGACAUUGACAUCUCUGCACCCAAGGUUGACAUUGAAGCCCCAGAUGUGAACAUUGAGGGUCCAGAAGGAAAACUGAAAGGCCCUAAGUUCAAGAUGCCUGAAAUGCACUUUCAUGCCCCCAAGAUCUCUAUGCCUGAUGUUGAUUUCAACUUAAAGGGACCUAAAGUCAAAGGAGACUUUGAUGUUUCUGCCCCAAAGAUGGAAGGAGAGUUAAAGAGUCCAGAAUUGGGUGUCAAAGGCCCCAAAUUGGAUGUUGAUAUGCCAGAUGUAACUGUGGAAGGCCCAGAUGGCAAAUGGAAAAGUCCUAAAUUUAAGAUGCCAGACAUGCACUUUAAAGCUCCCAAAAUCUCCAUGCCAGACAUUGAUCUACACUUAAAAAGCCCCAAGAUAAAGGGAGAGGUGGAUGUAGAUGUUCCAAAAUUGGAAGGUGGCCUCAAAGGGCCAGACCUCAAGGGUGACAUCAGUGGACCAGAUAUCGACAUUGAAGGACCAGAGGGCAAAUUAAAAGGACCCAAGUUCAAGAUGCCUGAGAUGAACAUCAAAGCCCCCAAGAUCUCCAUGCCUGAUUUAGAUUUGCACUUGAAAGGUCCUAAGGUCAAAGGAGAUGUGGAUGUUUCCCUGCCUAAGGUGGAAGGUGACCUAAAAGGCCCCAAAGUGGACAUUGAUGCCCCAGAUGUAGAUGUUCAAGGCCCAGACUGGCACCUGAAGAUGCCCAAGAUGAAAAUGCCCAAGUUCAGCAUGCCAGGCUUUAAAGGAGAAGGCCCAGAUGUGGAUGUGAAGCUGCCCAAGGCUGACGUUGAUGUCUCAGCCCCCAAAGGGGACAUUGAGGGCCCUGAUGUUAACAUUGAAGGACCAGAGGGAAAGUUGAAAGGUCCCAAGUUCAAGAUGCCUGAGAUGAACAUCAAAGCCCCCAAGAUCUCCAUGCCUGACAUUGAUUUGCACCUGAAAGGUCCUAAGGUGAAAGGAGAUAUGGAUGUUUCCCUGCCUAAGGUGGAAGGGGAUGUAAAGGCUCCUGAAGUUGACAUCAAAAGCCCCAAGGUGGACAUUGAUGCCCCAGAUGUGGAUGUCCAUGGCCCAGACUGGCACCUGAAGAUGCCCAAGAUAAAAAUGCCCAAGAUCAGCAUGCCAGGCUUCAAAGGAGAGGGCCCUGAUGUGGAUGUGAACCUGCCCAAGGCUGACAUUGAUGUCACUGGACCCAAGGUGGACAUUGAAGGCCCCGAUGUUAAUAUUGAAGGACCAGAAGGAAAGUUGAAAGGUCCUAAGUUCAAGAUGCCUGAGAUGAACAUCAAAGCCCCCAAGAUCUCCAUGCCUGACUUUGAUUUGCAUCUGAAAGGUCCCAAGGUAAAGGGCGAUGUGGAUGUUUCUCUGCCCAAAGUUGAAGGUGACCUCAAGGGCCCUGAAGUUGACAUCAAAGGGCCCAAAGUGGACACUGAUGUUCAUGGCCCGGACUGGCACCUGAAGAUGCCCAAGGUGAAAAUGCCCAAGUUCAGCAUGCCUGGCUUCAAAGGAGAGGGCCCAGAAGUGGAUGUGAACCUGCCCAAGGCCGACAUUGAUGUCUCAGGGCCCAAGGUGGACAUUGAUGUUCCAGACGUGAAUAUCGAAGGUCCAGAUGCGAAACUGAAGGGCCCCAAGUUCAAGAUGCCAGAGAUGAACAUCAAAGCUCCUAAGAUCUCCAUGCCCGACAUUGACUUAAACCUGAAAGGUCCCAAAAUAAAGGGCGAUGUGGAUGUUUCUCUGCCGAAGGUGGAAGGUGACCUCAAGGGCCCUGAAGUUGACAUUAAAGGGCCCAAAGUGGACCUUGAUGCCCCUGAUGUGGAUGUUCAUGGCCCAGACUGGCACUUGAAGAUGCCCAAGGUGAAAAUGCCCAAGUUCAGCAUGCCUGGCUUCAAAGGAGAGGGCCCAGAAGUGGAUGUGAGUCUUCCCAAGGCUGAUAUUGAUGUCUCAGGGCCCAAGGUGGACAUUGAUGUUCCAGAUGUGAAUAUUGAAGGACCAGAUGCAAAACUGAAGGGCCCUAAGUUCAAAAUGCCAGAGAUGAACAUCAAAGCUCCUAAAAUAUCGAUGCCUGAUUUGGACUUUAAAGGCCCUAAAGUGAAAGGAGAGGUGGAUGUUUCACUUCCAAAUGUAGAAGGUGAUUUGAAAGGCCCUACUCUUGACAUCAAGGGCCCAAAGAUAGAUGUAGAUGCUCCAGAUAUUGACAUUCAUGGCCCAGAAGGCAAAUUAAAAGGUCCCAAACUGAAGAUGCCUGACAUGCAUGUAAACGUGCCCAAGAUCUCCAUGCCAGAAAUUGACCUGAAUUUAAAAGGCUCAAAGCUUAAGGGAGAUAUUGAAGUUUGUGGGCCCAAAUUGGAAGGUGACAUUAAAGCUCCCAAGUUGGAUGUAAAGGGCCCAGAAGUGGACAUUUCUGGUCCUAAGCUCAAUGUUGAAGGCAAGGCAAAGAAAUCUCGUUUUAAGCUUCCCAAAUUCAAUUUUUCGGGCUCCAAAGUUCAGACACCUGAGGUGGAUGUCAAAGUUAAAAAGCCAGAUAUUGAUGUAACAGGUCCAAAAGUUGAUAUUAAUGCUCCUGAUGUUGAGGUCCAAGGAAAAGUGAAAGGAUCCAAGUUCAAAAUGCCUUUCCUGAGUAUUUCAUCUCCUAAAGUUUCUAUGCCUGAUGUGGAGUUAAAUCUGAAAAGUCCUAAAGUCAAAGGAGACUUAGAUGUUGCAGUGCCUAAUCUAGAAGGUGACUUUAAAGGACCCAAAGUGGACAUUAAGGCACCAGAAGUUCAUCUUGAUGCACCUGAUGUGGAUGUUCAUGGUCCAGACUGGAAUUUGAAAAUGCCCAAAAUGAAAAUGCCCAAGUUCAGCGUGCCUGGCUUAAAAGCAGAAGGGCCCGAUAUGGCUGUGGGUCUUCCAAAAGGAGAUGUCAACAUAGAGGGUCCCAGAAUGGACAUUGGGGGCCCAGAAAUCAAUGUGGAAGGUCCAGAAGGAGGCUUCAAAGGUCCCAAACUCAAGAUGCCCGACAUGAAUAUCAAAGCUCCCAAGAUCUCUAUGCCUGACAUUGAUUUAAACCUCAAGGGCCCCAAGGUGAAAGGUGAUGUGGAUGUUUCUCUGCCCAAAGUUGAAGGGGAUCUGAAAGGGCCAGAGGUUGAUAUCAAAGGCCCCAAAGUGGACAUUGAUGCCCCUGAUGUGGAUGUCCAUGGCCCAGACUGGCACCUGAAGAUGCCCAAGGUGAAACUGCCCAAGUUCAGCAUGCCUGGCUUCAAAGGAGAGGGCCCAGAAGUGGAUGUGAACCUGCCCAAGGCUGACAUUGAUAUCUCAGCACCCAAAGUGGACAUUGAAGGCCCUGAUGUUAACAUUGAAGGACCAGAGGGAAAGUUGAAAGGUCCCAAGUUCAAGAUGCCAGAGAUGAACAUCAAAGCCCCUAAGAUCUCCAUGCCGGACUUUGAUCUGAACCUGAAGGGCCCCAAAAUGAAAGGCGAUGUGGACAUCUCUUUGCCGAAAAUGGAAGGUGACCUCAAGGGCCCAGAGGUGGACAUCAAGGGCCCCAAAGUGGACAUUGACACUCCUGAUAUUAACAUUGAAGGCCCAGAGGGGAAAUUGAAGGGGCCCAAAUUCAAGAUGCCAGAGAUGCACCUAAAGGCUCCAAAGAUCUCCAUGCCUGACAUUGAUUUAAACCUGAAGGGCCCCACGGUGAAGGGUGAUGUUGAUGUUUCCCUUCCCAAGAUUGAAGGGGAUCUGAAAGGCCCUGAAGUUGACAUCAAAGGUCCCAAAGCGGACAUUGAUGCCCCAGAUGUGGAUGUCCAUGGCCCAGACUGGCACCUGAAGAUGCCCAAGAUAAAGAUGCCCAAGAUCAGCAUGCCAGGCUUCAAAGGAGAGGGCCCUGAUGUGGAUGUGAACCUGCCCAAGGCUGACAUUGAUGUCACUGGACCCAAGGUGGACAUUGAAGGCCCCGAUGUUAAUAUUGAAGGACCAGAAGGAAAGUUGAAAGGUCCUAAGUUCAAGAUGCCUGAGAUGAACAUCAAAGCCCCCAAGAUCUCCAUGCCUGACUUUGAUUUGCACCUGAAAGGUCCUAAGGUGAAAGGAGAUAUGGAUGUUUCCCUGCCUAAGGUGGAAGGGGACGUAAAAGUCCCUGAAGUUGACAUCAAAGGCCCCAAAGUGGACAUUGAUGCCCCAGAUGUGGAUGUUCAUGGCCCAGACUGGCACCUGAAGAUGCCCAAGAUAAAAAUGCCCAAGAUCAGCAUGCCAGGCUUCAAAGGAGAGGGCCCUGAUGUGGAUGUGAACCUCCCCAAGGCUGACAUUGAUGUCUCAGCACCCAAGGUGGAUGUUGAAGUUCCAGAUGUGAAUAUCGAAGGUCCAGAUGCGAAACUGAAGGGCCCCAAGUUCAAGAUGCCAGAGAUGAACAUCAAAGCCCCCAAGAUCUCCAUGCCUGACAUUGAUUUGCACCUGAAAGGUCCUAAGGUGAAAGGAGAUAUGGAUGUUUCCCUGCCUAAGGUGGAAGGAGACCUAAAGCCUCCUGAAAUUGACAUCAAAGGGCCCAAAGUGGACCUUGAUGCCCCUGAUGUGGAUGUUCAUGGCCCAGACUGGCACCUGAAGAUGCCCAAGGUGAAAAUGCCGAAGUUCAGCAUGCCUGGCUUUAAAGGAGAGGGCCCAGAAGUGGAUGUGAAACUGCCCAAAGCUGACAUUGAUGUCUCAGGACCCAAGGUGGACAUAGACACUCCUGACAUUGACAUUCAUGGUCCAGAAGGGAAACUGAAGGGCCCCAAGUUUAAAAUGCCUGACCUGCACCUCAAGGCACCCAAGAUCUCCAUGCCUGAAGUCGACCUGAAUCUUAAGGGUCCCAAGGUAAAGGGUGAUGUGGACGUUUCUCUGCCCAAAGUUGAAGGUGACCUCAAGGGUCCUGAAGUUGACAUCAAAGGGCCCAAAGUGGACAUUGAUGUCCCAGAUGUGGACGUUCAUGGCCCAGACUGGCACUUGAAGAUGCCCAAGGUGAAAAUGCCCAAGUUCAGCAUGCCUGGCUUCAAAGGAGAGGGCCCAGAAGUGGAUGUGAACCUGCCCAAGGCCGACAUUGAUGUCUCAGGGCCCAAGGUGGACAUUGAUGUUCCAGAUGUGAACAUAGAAGGUCCAGAUGCAAAACUGAAGGGCCCCAAGUUCAAGAUGCCAGAGAUGAACAUCAAAGCUCCUAAGAUCUCCAUGCCCGACAUUGACUUAAACCUGAAAAGUCCCAAAGUAAAGGGCGAUGUGGAUGUUUCUCUGCCGAAGGUGGAAGGUGACCUCAAGGGCCCUGAAGUUGACAUCAAAGGGCCCAAAGUGGACAUUGAUGUCCCAGACGUGGACGUUCAUGGCCCAGACUGGCACUUGAAGAUGCCCAAGGUGAAAAUGCCCAAGUUCAGCAUGCCUGGCUUCAAAGGAGAGGGCCCAGAAGUGGAUGUGAACCUACCCAAGGCUGGCAUUGAUGUUUCAGGGCCCAAGGUGGACAUUGAUGUUCCAGAUGUGAAUAUCGAAGGUCCAGAUGCAAAACUGAAGGGCCCUAAGUUCAAGAUGCCGGAUAUGAACAUCAAAGCCCCCAAAAUCUCCAUGCCUGACCUUGACUUUAACCUGAAGGGCCCCAAAAUGAAGGGUGAUGUGGAUGUCUCUUUGCCUAAAGUGGAAGGUGACCUCAAGGGCCCUGAGGUAGACAUCAAGGGCCCUAAAUUGGACAUUGACACUCCUGAUAUCAAUGUUGAAGGUCCAGAAGGAAAAUUGAAGGGACCCAAAUUUAAAAUGCCAGAGAUGCACAUUAAAGCCCCCAAGAUCUCCAUGCCUGACUUUGACUUAAAUCUGAAAGGGCCAAAGGUAAAGGGGGAUGUGGACCUUUCGCUACCUAAGAUGCAAGGUGAUCUGAAAGGGCCAGAGGUGGACAUUGAAGGUCCUGAAGGGAAACUCAAAGGUCCCAAAUUUAAGAUGCCUGAUGUCCAUUUCAAAACCCCACAAAUCUCCAUGAGUGACAUUGAUUUGAACUUGAAAGGACCUAAAGUAAAAGGAGAUUUGGAUGUUUCCAUUCCUAAACUGGAAGGAGAUCUGAAAGGCCCCAAAGUGGAUGUUAAAGGCCCUAAGCUGGACAUAGACACUCCUGAUAUUGACAUUCAUGGUCCAGAAGGGAAACUGAAGGGCCCCAAGUUUAAAAUGCCUGACCUGCACCUCAAGGCACCCAAGAUCUCCAUGCCUGAAGUCGACCUGAAUCUCAAGGGUCCCAAGGUAAAGGGCGACGUGGAUGUUUCCCUGCCGAAGGUGGAAGGUGACCUCAAGGGCCCUGAAGUUGAUAUCAAAGGGCCCAAAGUGGACCUUGAUGCCCCCGAUGUGGACAUUCAUGGCCCAGACUGGCACUUGAAGAUGCCCAAGGUGAAAAUGCCCAAGUUCAGCAUGCCUGGCUUCAAAGGAGAGGGCCCAGAAGUGGAUGUGAACCUGCCCAAGGCCGACAUUGAUGUUUCAGGACCCAAGGUAGACAUUGAUGUUCCAGAUGUGAAUAUUGAAGGUCCAGAUGCGAAACUGAAGGGCCCUAAGUUCAAGAUGCCAGAGAUGAACAUCAAAGCUCCUAAGAUCUCCAUGCCCGACAUUGACUUAAACCUGAAAGGUCCCAAAGUAAAGGGCGAUGUGGAUGUUUCUCUGCCGAAGGUGGAAGGUGACCUCAAGGGCCCUGAAGUUGACAUCAAAGGGCCCAAAGUGGACAUUGAUGUCCCAGACGUGGACGUUCAUGGCCCAGACUGGCACUUGAAGAUGCCCAAGGUGAAAAUGCCCAAGUUCAGCAUGCCUGGCUUCAAAGGAGAGGGCCCAGAAGUGGAUGUGAACCUGCCCAAGGCUGACAUUGAUGUCUCAGGGCCCAAGGUGGACAUUGAUGUUCCAGAUGUGAAUAUCGAAGGUCCAGAUGCAAAACUGAAGGGCCCCAAGUUUAAGAUGCCUGAGAUGAACAUCAAAGCCCCCAAAAUCUCCAAGCCUGAUGUUGACCUAGAUUUGAAAGGACCCAAAAUCAAAGGAGGUUUUGAUGUGUCUGUCCCUAAGAUUGAAGGUGCUUUCAAAGGCCCAGAAGUAGACCUUAAAGGUCCAGGUCUGGAUUUUGAAGGCCCUGAUGCCAAACUCAGUGGCCCAAAUUUGAAGAUUCCAUCAUUGGAUAUAUCUGCUCCUAAAGUGACUGCUCCUGAUAUUGAUUUGCACCUCAAGACACCCAAAAUUGGAGUUUCUGGUCCCAAGUUAGAAGGUGGUGAACUGGACCUCAAGGGGCCCAAGGUUGAUUUAGAAGCUCCAAGCUUAGAUGUACACAUGGAAAGCCCAGAUAUUAACAUCGAGGGACCCGAUGUUAAAAUUCCCAAAUUUAAGAAACCCAAGUUUGGAUUUGGGGCAAAAAGCCCUAAAGCUGACUUGAAGUCACCUUCACUCGAUGUGACUGUCCCUGAGGCUGAGCUGAAUGUUGAGACUCCUGAAAUUAGUGUUGGUGCCAAGGGCAAGAAAAGUAAGUUUAAAAUGCCUAAAAUUCACAUGAGUGGUCCUAAAAUUAAGGCCAAAAAACAGGGAUUUGAUUUGAAUGUUCCUGGGGGCGAAAUUGAUGCCAGUCUCAAGACUCCUGAUAUAGAUGUCAAUGUUUCAGGGCCGGAUGCCACACUUAAAGCUGAUGUGAAAUCUCCCAAAACCAAGAAACCUAUGUUUGGAAAAAUGUACUUCCCAGAUGUGGAAUUUGACAUUAAAUCACCUAAAUUUAAAGCUGAAGCCCCCCUCCCUACCCCCAAAAUGGAGGGUGAAAUCCAGGCACCUCAUGUGGAUAUUUCUUCACCAGGGAUUAAUGUGGAAGGUCCUGACAUGAAGCUGAAGGCUCCUAAGUUCAAAGUGCCAAGUGUGGAUGUUUCAGGGCCAAAAGUAGAGGGUGACUUGAAAGGCCCCAGAGUGCAGGCAAACUUGGACGCACCUGACAUCAACAUUGAAGGCCCAGAUGCUAAAGUCAAAGCAUUCGGCAUUUCUGCCCCUCAAGUCUCCAUCCCUGAUGUGAAUGUUAGCUUGAAAGGACCAAAGAUAAAGGGUGAUGUCCCCAGAGUGGACCUGGAAGGACCAGAUGUAGAUCUGCAAGGUCCAGAAUCGAAAAUCAAGUUCCCCAAGUUUUCAAUGCCCAAGAUCGGCGUCCCUGGUGUGAAAAUGGAGGGUGGGGGAGCUGAGGUCCAUGCCCAGCUGCCCUAUCUUGAAGGAGGCUUGAGCGCACCAGAUGUUAAGCUUGAAGGCCCUGACGUGUCUCUGAAGGGGCCAAAAGUAGACUUGCCUUCAGUGAACCUGUCUAUGCCAAAAGUCUCUGGACCUGACCUUGACCUGAACUUGAAAGGACCAAGUUUGAAGGGAGACCUGGAUGCAUCUGUUCCCAGCAUGAAGGUGCACGCUCCAGGGCUUGACCUCAGAGGUGUCGGUGGAAAGGUGAAGAUGGAAGGAGACGGUGUGAAAGUGCCGGGGAUUGAUGCCACGACAGGGUUUAACGUUGGGGUACCAGAUGUGACCCUGAAGGGACCAAGCCUGCAGGGAGACCUGGCUGUCUCUGGUGACAUCAAGGGCCCUAAAGUAUCAGUAGGUGCUCCUGAUCUAAGCUUGGAGGCAUCUGAAGGUGGUAUUAAACUUCCCCAAAUGAAGCUGCCCCAGUUUGGCAUCUCCACUCCAGGGUCUGACUUGGACGUUAACGUCAAGGGGCCACAGGUUACUGGAGAACUAAAGGGGCCAGGCAUGAAUGUGAACCUGGGAGGCCUGAACCUGAAGGGGCCUCAGAUCUCUGGCCCUCAAAUCUCAGCACCAGAUGUGGACUUGAACUUGGAAGGACCAAAAGUAAAAGGGAGCCUUGGGGUCACUGGUGAGUUGAAAGGCCCCACUGUUGGAGGAGGUCUUCCAGGCAUCAGUGUUCAGGGCCUAGAAGGAGACUUUCAAAUGCCUGGAAUUAAGUCCUCUGGAUGUGGUGUGGAGCUGCCAGGUGUGAAUGUGAAACUCCCAACCGGGCAAAUUUCUGGUCCUGAAAUCAAAGGCGAUCUGAAAGGUUUCCAUGGGGCUGCUCCUGACAUUAGCGUGAAGGGGCCUUCAUUUAAUGUGGCAUCUCCUGAGUCUGAUUUCGGUGUCAGCUUGAAGGGCCCCAAAAUCAAAGGAGGUGUGGAUGUUUCAGGGGGUGUCAGUGCCCCAGAUAUCAGCCUGGGCGAAGGGCAUAUGAGUGUCAAAGGUUCCGGGGGUGAGUGGAAAGGACCCCAGGUCUCCUCCGCUCUCAACCUGGAUGCACCUAAGUUCGCUGGGGGACUUCAUUUCUCAGGACCAAAGGGAGAAGGAGGUGUGAAAGGAGGCCAGAUUGGACUCCAGGGUCCUGGGCUGAGCGUCUCUGGGCCUCAAGGUCCCAUGGGAAGCGGAUCUGGAAAAGUAACAUUCCCCAAGAUGAAGAUCCCCAAAUUCACCUUCUCUGGCCGUGAGCUGGUUGGCAGAGAAGUGGGGGUGGAUAUCGGCUUUCCUAAAGCAGAGGCCAGUGUCCAGUCUGGUGCCGGAGAGGGCGAGUGGGAAGAGUCCGACGUAAAACUUAAAAAGUCCAAAAUCAAAAUGCCCAAGUUCAAUUUUUCCAAACCUAAAGGGAAAGGUGGUGUCACUGGCUCACCAGAAGCAUCCAUUUCGGGGUCCAAAGGUGACCUGAAGAGCUCCAAGGCCAGCCUAGGUUCUCUGGAAGGAGAGGCAGAGGCCGAAACAUCUUCGCCUAAAGGCAAAUUCUCCUUAUUUAAAAGCAAGAAGCCACGGCACCGCUCGAAUUCCUUCAGUGACGAGAGGGAGCUCUCUGCACCUUCCACCCCGCCUGGGACUUUGGAGUUUGAAGGUGGAGAAGUGUCUCUGGAAGGUGGGAAAGUCAAAGGGAAACAGGGGAAGCUGAAAUUUGGUACCUUUGGUGGAUUGGGGUCAAAGAGCAAAGGUCAUUAUGAGGUGACUGGGAGUGAUGAUGAGACAGGCAAGUUACAGGGGAGUGGAGUGUCCCUGGCCUCUAAGAAGUCCCGACUGUCAUCUUCUUCUAGCAAUGACAGUGGGACUAAGGUUGGCAUCCAGCUUCCCGAGGUGGAGCUGGCCGUUUCCACUAAGAAAGAGUAGCCGGCCUUUGUGUGUGUACAUAUAUGUAUAAAAAGACAUCAGCCUUGGGUGUGUUUGUAUAUAAACUCCAAAGAGAAACACGCCAACAGCCUCAGCAGUAAUGCAAAGAUCUGGCCUCGGCCAGUACCAGGCGCAGACCGCCUUUAGGCUCCCGGAGCUUUCCAGAUAGGUAAAGAGUUCCAAGUUCGUCCAGCCCAUGUGCAAAAUCAACAGUAUUUGCCUUAAGAUUUCAGUUUUUUGCAUUGAAUGCUGAGAGCUCCUGUUUACUAAGCAAGCUUUUGUGUUUAUUAUCUUCAUUUUUACUGAACAUUGUUAGUGUCGGGAUAAUGGAAACCCACUUUUUCAUUGUAAUGACUUUUGGGGCUUUUGUUAGUAAGGGUGGGGUGGGGUAGAAGGCAGUAGAGGGGGCCAGACCUCCAUUUCUCCUAAGAUUGGAUCUACUCAAACAGCAAACACCCAAAGACGACCGAGAGGAGCUGGCAGGCAGGGCGUGUGGGUGUUUUUAGAACUCUUUAGCAUCGCCUUUUCUCCAGGGGUGGCGGUCACAGCCAGUUUGGUGAGAGGGAAUUAGAAUAUCUUUGUAAAUUGGCCAACCCACCAGCUCACCACGAGGGGCUUCCAUUUUGUGAACUGUAAGAGAAAUGUUUUCUUCUUGACUGCCGUGCUCCUGAUAUUCUGAUUUCUUUUAACAAAUGUUAUCGUGAUUAAGAAAUUUUCCAGCACUUUAAUGGCAAAUUAAUUAAGAAUGUAAGAAAAAUGGAUGCUGUCAAAGGCAAAUAAAGCUGUUCAUUAACCCUGA
Diceros bicornis minor is the source of this 18869-nucleotide messenger RNA. It is a transcript of the gene AHNAK, whose product is annotated as AHNAK nucleoprotein. Bases 194 to 18070 code for a protein of 5958 amino acids. The record is from RefSeq and is a predicted model, not a curated record. The transcript has 5 exons. Gene Ontology annotation, biological process: regulation of RNA splicing. Lineage: Eukaryota; Metazoa; Chordata; Mammalia; Perissodactyla; Rhinocerotidae. Gene Ontology annotation, molecular function: protein binding. Gene Ontology annotation, cellular component: cytoplasm; nucleus.